Messenger RNA from Caenorhabditis auriculariae, 1548 nucleotides. Lineage: Eukaryota; Metazoa; Nematoda; Chromadorea; Rhabditida; Rhabditidae. The record is from the annotation of a GenBank genome assembly.
AUGGUGAAUCGCAGCGUCCGCGCGGCCGCAGUCGUUAUCCCGACCAAAAUGAGGCCCUGGUUGUCUAUCGUAGUCCUCGGAUUUGUCCUUGCUGCGCCGUUGCUUCCAACCGUCACUGGUCAAGAAAAAGCCGAGGUCGACAUCAGAGUCUCUGGCGCCUGCUCCCCGAGUAGGACUUUUCUUUUAAUUUUUCGAUUUAUUCGGAAAAGAAAUUCUGUCAAGACACGUCCUGGCGUUCAAAACCUGAUUCUGACGGAUAGAUUGCGAGGAAAGGAGAUCUUUGCGAAUUUUUCUCAUUUUCUGCUGUGAACAUCUGACUAUGAUCUUGGUCGAGACUUGUUCUUGAAACAAGUUUCAUCUCGUUACUCAGCAAGUUUCUGGAUUUUAGAUCUUUCCAGACUAUUCUCGAAAAAAUGAUCGUUUUUCUCAUAAUAAAAAUAAAAGUAGAAAAAAAAUUAGUUUAAUUCUUCAGACUAAACAAUAAAUGUGACCGAAUUUUUUCAGUCUACCUCUCUCGAAAGGGAAUAGAUGUCAGUAAAUACCGGCCGAGCAUACGUUUCAAUCCGGACAAAAUUGAGCUGAUUCCAAAAAAUCCUGUGAUUCCUGGAUGCAUCAAAAUCAGAGCCCAAGGUUUGUCAUUUCGUUUUUUUAUUGAUCAAUGUCACAUUUUUAAUAAAUUUUUUAGUGGAAAUUCUGGAACCUGUGAAAAAAACCUGGUUGCGGAAAUUGAAAUGCGAAUCGGAGGUACACCAGAUCCCAAUAAUCCAUCGCUGCCGUGCUCCAAAAAAAUUGACGAUAAGGUCAAUCAAUGUCCUUGCGCAAAGCUUGAAGGAACUUGGUGAGACUUUUUUUUCAAAGGUUACAUGGAAAACUUUGCAUGAAUCUAGUAUAGAUUCUUUCUGAGGGUUCUCUUCAAAAUCCACAAUUUUUCAGUUGGUCUUUUGAUUAAUCAAUUUCUUGUUGGAAUUCAUUUCGAUUCAUCGGCUUCAUUAUCACUUUUCAGUGUUUUCUGUGAUUUCUGCAAGCAACUCAAGUCACAGUCAGCGAAAAUCACGUCAGCUCGCUCUCAUCUUUCCACUCACAAAAACAUCGAAGAAGAUUGCAAGUGGGUUGAUAUCUGAUUAUCUCCAAAAAAAAUUAUUUUUAGAUGCGAUGAGAUGGCCCCAGGCUUGUACGACAUUGAAACGGAGCAAUGUACACCUGAAAUUGAUGACGUGAAGGAUUACAUUCCGCCGGAAAUUCAGACAAAUAUUUUGGAAAAACGACCAGUAAGUUUUCUCUCAUCGUCUUCUUUUGUUUUAUUGAACUUCAAAAACAUUUGAAUGGAUUUUCAGAUUUCAAUGUUCAUCACAGUGUAUUUGAUGGACCUCGAACCUCCAUCAUCCAAAACUUCGUUCCUGUCCGCUUUCGGCAAAGCUAUUCUUCAGAAAAGGUGGAUUUCUCCUACUUUCAAGCUUAAUUUACUUUCUUUUCAGAAUGGCAAAAAGCACAGUGGCCUGUUUCUUACUGGGCAUCGACGUCAAAUUGGCUUUACCGUCUUUUUCAUAA